AAUACGUCGUCUGAAAGCGUCUUUUUGCGCAUGCGCAUGUCUGAUUCUUCCUUUCCGACACUCGAGCGAAAAGAGGCAAGAUGGGCCAUCAGCAGCUCUACUGGAGUCACCCGAGAAAAUUCGGCCAGGGAUCCCGCUCCUGCCGAGUGUGUUCAAACAGACACGGCUUGAUCCGUAAAUACGGACUCAAUAUGUGCCGCCAGUGCUUCAGACAGUACGCCAAAGACAUCGGCUUCGUGAAGCUGGAUUAGAUGUGCUGUGCUGACAUCCACAGAGGAUUAUUGGAAGGCUGGCCAAGAUGGAAGACAUUCAACACUUCUAAAUAAAUGUUCCUUUUUUUUUUGUCUAACCACAAUGAGCCGAGUUGUUAUUCAGUGUCCAAACACGUGGUUCUCAA
Messenger RNA from Fundulus heteroclitus (mummichog), 397 nucleotides. It is a transcript of the gene rps29, whose product is annotated as ribosomal protein S29. Lineage: Eukaryota; Metazoa; Chordata; Actinopteri; Cyprinodontiformes; Fundulidae. Gene Ontology annotation, cellular component: ribosome; cytosolic small ribosomal subunit. The record is from RefSeq and is a predicted model, not a curated record. The coding region runs from base 81 to 251 and encodes 56 amino acids. Gene Ontology annotation, biological process: translation. Gene Ontology annotation, molecular function: zinc ion binding; structural constituent of ribosome. The transcript has 3 exons.